Mus pahari (shrew mouse) is the source of this 1419-nucleotide messenger RNA. It is a transcript of the gene Pno1, whose product is annotated as partner of NOB1 homolog. The transcript has 7 exons. Lineage: Eukaryota; Metazoa; Chordata; Mammalia; Rodentia; Muridae. Gene Ontology annotation, molecular function: RNA binding. Gene Ontology annotation, cellular component: nucleolus. The record is from RefSeq and is a predicted model, not a curated record. The coding region runs from base 53 to 808 and encodes 251 amino acids.
GCGCCAUACAACCUCGCACGUGUUCCUCUAGUCUGUCUUACCCGGCUUGAACAUGGCCGAGAUGGAGACGCAGAACCCCGGGACGGAGGACGGCUUUACUCCCGUCACGCACAGAGGGGGCCGCCGGGCGAAGAAACGACAGGCUGAGCAGUCGGCAGCGGCGGGACAGGAUGGAGAAGCCGGACGCAUGGACACGGAGGAGGCGCGGCCGGCGAAGAGGCCGGUCUUCCCGCCGCUCUCGGGCGAUCAGCUCCUGACUGGGAAAGAAGAAACGAGAAAAAUUCCCGUCCCAAGUAACAGAUACACACCGUUGAAAGAAAACUGGAUGAAGAUAUUUACUCCGAUUGUAGAACAUUUGGGACUUCAGAUACGCUUUAACCUGAAAUCAAGGAAUGUAGAAAUCAGGACUUGUAAAGACACCAAGGAUGUCAGUGCCCUGACAAAAGCUGCCGACUUUGUGAAAGCCUUUGUUCUUGGUUUUCAGGUGGAGGAUGCACUUGCCCUUAUCCGGCUAGAUGACCUCUUCCUAGAGUCUUUUGAAAUAACUGACGUUAAGCCCCUAAAAGGAGACCACUUGUCAAGGGCAAUAGGAAGAAUCGCUGGUAAAGGAGGAAAAACCAAAUUUACCAUAGAGAAUGUCACACGGACACGCAUUGUCCUGGCGGAUGUGCACGUUCACAUUCUUGGCUCUUUCCAAAAUAUCAAGAUGGCAAGAACAGCCAUUUGCAACCUCAUCCUAGGAAAUCCUCCAUCAAAGGUGUAUGGCAAUAUCCGAGCUGUGGCCAGCCGAUCAGCCGAUCGGUUCUGAUUUCCCAUGAACCUGUGAGGUGUUCACAUAAAACCAUGGGAAGAAUUUCUCAGCCACUUACAGAUCAGGUUUCUUCUCAGCUCUCGGCCAGAGCAGAAGCAGAAAAGGAAGGUUUAACGGGAUUUGUACUCAGCUGCUUCCAGGAUCAUUUAAAUACAGUACUGAAAAAAGUGUAGGUAAACCACAUGGAGCAAAUUCACAGUUUACAACCCUAUCAUUUAGAGGUAACUGCUUGCUUACAACUCUUUGGUUGCAGAUUUACAGCUAAAUUUAUAAACUUAUAUAAACUCUGAAAUUUUUAAUUAAAAAUGAAUCACAAUUCUUGGUACUGCUGGGCACUAUGACUAUUUCAGGGUUGAGUCAUGGCAGAAACUUGCACUAUUGAACUAUAAUAUGUGCUCAUCUUUGCACUUCCUCUACAAUUUAUAAAAUGAAAGCCCUGCAUCACGUGGCUAAUAAAUGUUAUUUUUCAAAUAAUUAAAGAUGUUAGACAUAUUUCUCUUGUGCAGUAAAGGUAAAAAUGUAAAACAAUUCUCCCAAGAAAACUGUUCUCUACACAGCAUAUUCUACUAGUGUCUGUGUAUAUGAAUUUGAUUCUUCUUUCUUUUCUU